AUAUACUUUUUGCUUUUGGAAAAACCCAAGCCUUCAGUAUCGACGCAUUUCGCCUGAUAGUAAUAAUUAUUGUCCUCGAUCUUUAACAUCCAUAUAAACGCUGCGUACUAAGAUUACAAUGGCGACACGCGCAGUGUACGGUUUCAGUUUAGCUAUUGUGACGCUGCUCGUCUUGGAGACUUUCGCAGAUUCCUUUGUUUGCGAUAUAAAAAAACGUUAUCGAGAGAAUAAGUGCAAUUACUGCGCCUGCACGACAGCUCUCAAAAAGGAGUUGCAGUUUUCCUGUACCAAAAUGGGCUGCCCUAAUGGGGAGUACGCUAAGCUUAGAAAUUGCGAUCCUACCAUCCCAUCUCCGUACAAAAAUUGUUGGUGUUUUCAACGAUGGGGCACAAUCUGUGAGAUUCCAAAAAACAAUUUGCAAAGCUACAAUUUAUGAAAGACUUACCGAAAAAGCAGUUAUCCCCAACAAUUCCGUUUUACUUGUGUUUUUUUUUUCAUUAUCAACGUAUCAAACACCAAUUACUUCUGUAGAGUGUAGAGCACUAAAUUAUUAAACUCGGAAUUGAUUGGCUUCCAAUACAAUAAAGCCUACCACGAAUGA
Messenger RNA from Photinus pyralis (common eastern firefly), 601 nucleotides. RefSeq lists its product as uncharacterized. NCBI's taxonomy places the organism in Eukaryota, Metazoa, Arthropoda, Insecta, Coleoptera, Lampyridae. The record is from RefSeq and is a predicted model, not a curated record. Bases 119 to 436 code for a protein of 105 amino acids. The transcript is spliced from 3 exons.